This is a messenger RNA of Staurois parvus, 421 nucleotides long. The record is from the annotation of a GenBank genome assembly. Lineage: Eukaryota; Metazoa; Chordata; Amphibia; Anura; Ranidae.
ACAGCGGGCACUGGGUCACCAGGCAUCAGGUCAUUUGGCUCGCCAGCGGGCACCACGUCAUCUGGCAAGGCAGUGGGCACCGAGUCACCAGGCACGGCAGUGGGCUCCGAGUCAACUGGCAUGACCGCGGGCACUGGGUCAGACAUUGGAUCGUCUGGCCCGACAGCGGGCAUCGGGUCACCAGGCAUCAGGUCAUUUGGCUCGACAGCGGGCACUGCGUCAUCUGGCAAGGCAGUGGGCACCGAGUCACCAGGCACAACAGUGGGCUCUGAGUCAAUUGGCACAACAGCGGGCACCAGGUCAUCUGGCGCUGGAUCGUCUGGCUUGACAGCGGGCAUCGGGUCACCAGGCAUUUGAUUGUCUGGCUCGACAGCGGGCAUCGGGUCACCAGGCAUGACAGUGGGCACCGGGUCAUCAGGUA